GGCACUGACUGGCAUCACUGCUGGGCACUGACUGGCGGCACUGACUGGCACAACCCCUGGGCACUGACUGGUGGCACUGACUGGCAGCACUGCUGGGCUGCACUGGUGGGUGGCACUGGUGGGCAGCACUGGUGGGUGGGCACAGGUGGGUGGCACUGGUGGGCACAGGUGGGUGGGCACAGGUAGGUGGCACUUGUGGGCACAGGUAGGUGGCACAGGUGGCACUGCAGAGUGACACAGGUGGGUGCACUGCUGGGCACAGGUGGGUGCAUGCUGGGCACAGGUGGGUGAUCUGCUGGGCACAGGUGG
Molecule: messenger RNA, 309 nt
Organism: Staurois parvus
Lineage: Eukaryota; Metazoa; Chordata; Amphibia; Anura; Ranidae
Source: the annotation of a GenBank genome assembly